Molecule: messenger RNA, 2968 nt
Organism: Tarenaya hassleriana
Lineage: Eukaryota; Viridiplantae; Streptophyta; Magnoliopsida; Brassicales; Cleomaceae
Product: protein LHY-like
Exons: 9
Coding region: 454-2637 (727 amino acids)
Molecular function (GO): DNA binding
Source: RefSeq, a predicted model, not a curated record
UUUCGCUUCCAGUCUUCUUCAGGGAAUAGUCGUUCUUCUUCUUCCUUUAUAUUUUUCUCUGUUUGGUGUUUUUUUUGGAGAUUUUUCGGAUCAAUUUUUCGCCGGAGCAAUGAAUUCUCCGGCAGAUUUCCAGUGAUUUCGUUUGGUGCCCCCGUCCGAUCGCGUAUUCUCCAUGGAUAUUUUCAAAGGUUUUGGCUCCUAUGGGUUCCUUUGGGUGAGGCUUGUGAGAAGGAAGAGUCUUUUGAGUUCUGCUGGAGAAGCUACUGUUUCCACGGUGGACUCUAAAAAGAUCUUCUUGGAUUUAUUGUAGUCAUUGCCCUUUCUCUAUUGCAGUAGUUGAAGUGGCUUUGCUAUUCAAAAAUUUCCAUGUGUGGGGAGGUGAAAGAUGGUUUCUCUAUUAUAAGAUACUUGUUAAAGAGGAUUUGAAGCAGCGGCAGCUGCCCAGGUCCGGUUAUGGAAACAAAUACCUCUGGAGAAGAAUUGGUAACUAAGACAAGAAAGCCGUAUACAAUAACGAAACAGCGGGAGAGAUGGACAGAGGAGGAGCAUGAUAGGUUCUUGGAAGCCUUGAGGCUUUAUGGAAGGGCUUGGCAGCGAAUUGAAGAGCAUAUCGGAACAAAGACUGCCGUCCAGAUCAGAAGCCAUGCGCAAAAGUUCUUUACGAAGCUAGAGAAAGAGGCUCAAGCCAAAGGCAUUCCCGUUUGUCAAGCUCUGGACAUAGAGAUUCCACCUCCACGGCCUAAAAGGAAACCCAUUACUCCUUAUCCUCGAAAACCAGGGAAUGGUACAUCGACAUCACAGGUUUCAUCAGCAAAGGAUGGAAAAAUUGCCUUAUCAGCCUCUUCUUCACAUUGUAAUCAGGCACUGGAUUUGGAAAAAGAGCCCCUCACUGAGCCCGAUGGAGUUGAGAAAAUAUCAAACGGCAAAGAAAAUCAGGAUGAUAACUGUUCAGGGGUUUCCACCCGCCCCCCUGAAGCUCAUUGUUCUUCCAUCUCCUCAGUAAACAAAUACCCUUUGGCAAAUAAAAUGGCUCCGAAGGAUCCUAACACCUUCAGGGAGUCUGAACCAUCACUGAGAAAGGCAGCUGCAGAUAAUGGAACUAGUAAGACUUCAAAUGCGGAUAAUUCUUGCUACUCACAAGAUAAUGCUGCUAAAGACUUGCCCCACGUGAACCUAGGCAGAGAGGAUAAUGAUGUUAAUGGAUUACCCCUCGCUGACAAUAUGUAUGACAUUCAGAACUACCCUUGGCGUUUUCCAGUGCAUGUUCAGAAUGGAGGUAUUGGAACGUGCCCUCAAGAGUUCAUGUUUCGUCCUAAUGGAGAAUUUCAUGGACACUCUGGCUUGUUUACAGUUCCAGCUACAUCUGCUUCUUCGCAACAUCAAGAUAACAUGCAUAGAUCUUCUCAUCAAGCGUUUUCAGCUUUUGUACCUGCAUGCCAUACCCAGGAUGAUUACCGUUCAUUUAUCCAGAUCUCAUCCACAUUGUCCAAUCUUAUUGUGUCAGCUCUCCUUCAGAAUCCUGCAGCCCAUGCUGCAGCGACUUACGCUGCAUCAUUUUGGCCAUAUGCAAACGUCGGAAGUUCUAAUGAUUCAUCUACAUCUACCAUCCAGACAGAUGGAGCAUUUCCCCUGAGUCAAAUGAGCUCUCCUCCAAACAUGGCUGUGAUCGCUGCUGCUACAGUUGCUGCAGCAACUGCUUGGUGGGCUGCCCAUGGGCUUCUGCCCAUAUGUGCUCCAUUUGCGUGCUCACCCAUGUCUGCUACCACUGAUCCACCUCCAUCUUCUGCCCAAACUGCAAUGCCCGAGACAGAUAAGAAAGAGGCGGCUACUGAAAAUACUCAGGAACCAGCAAUGGAACCGAGCGAUGCUCUAGAAGUUCAGAAUUUGGCAUCAAAGUCGCCAGCUUCAUCAUCUGAUGACUCGGAAGAGAUUGGAAGAAACAAGAAAGAAGCAGGGUCAAAAGCUGAUGAUCAUAAGGAGGAGGCUGUUGCAGCGGUACAGGAACAAGUGGUUAAUUCAAACACGACCCAGAAAAAAAAGAUGGUUGAUCCCUCAUCAUGUGGUUCAAAUACACCUUCAGGAAGUGAUGUAGAAACAGAUGCCUUGGAGAAAGCAGAGAAAGAUAAAGAGGAGGAUGUGAAGGAGACAGAAGGGAAUGAGCCAGCUACUGAAUCAAGUAACCGUCGAGCUAGAAGCAAAGACAACUCAAGUGAUUCCUGGAAGGAGGUGUCUGAAGAGGGUCGAAUGGCGUUUGAAGCUCUAUUUGCAAGGGGGAGACUGCCACAAAGCUUUUCACCUCCUAUAGACGUGGAAAAGCUAAAGGAAAGCUCAGAGAAAGAAAAGAUAAAUCUGGAUGGAAAAGAAAGAGAAAUGUGGGUUCAAAUGGAUCAUAAGAGCAAGACUCAAGAAUCAAUUUGCAAGGGCAAAGACGAAAAGAGCAUAGCAGCAGCAAAGGAUGAGAAAGAAGUAGUGAUUGGAAAUGGGAAAAGCAUUAUAAAGACAAGAAGAACAGGGUUCAAGCCAUACAAAAGAUGUUCAAUGGAGGCAAAGGAAAGCAGGGUUGCGAACAUUAGCAGCAGCCAGGCUGAGGAGAAUGCCUCCAAGAGGUUACGCUUGGAAGGAGAAGCUUCCACUUAACCAUGCUGAGUCGUUUUUGGCCUGGCAGGUACAAUCAAUCCCAUAUUAGUUUUUUUUUUAAUUUAUCCCAUUUUACCAUAAAGUCGUCGUCAUCGUCAUCAUUAGAACUUUUUCAGUUUCACGAAAGACUUUGCAUCGUUAAUUAGAUCAAUGGUCAGACAUUUCUAUGGAGAUUGAGUCAUUUGUGUAUCAUAUUUGAUGUCUUAUGUAUUGUCUGUCUCUCUUUUCUAUCUGACUUGCUACACUUGCCUCUUGUAUGUCUUCUCCAACUCAUUACCUGUGCUACUUUCUUUUGAUUAACCAUUCAAAGGAUGGAUAAGCCCCUCUCUCU